Cygnus olor (mute swan) is the source of this 2252-nucleotide messenger RNA. It is a transcript of the gene MPP4, whose product is annotated as membrane palmitoylated protein 4. The transcript has 21 exons. Bases 132 to 2021 code for a protein of 629 amino acids. Gene Ontology annotation, cellular component: adherens junction; plasma membrane. The record is from RefSeq and is a predicted model, not a curated record. Lineage: Eukaryota; Metazoa; Chordata; Aves; Anseriformes; Anatidae. Gene Ontology annotation, molecular function: protein binding.
CUUUUUUAUUCUACUUCCUUAUCAAUUUAAAAUACCUGAUGGUUUUCUGAUAUGAACAUAUUCUUUUCCCUAGUUCAGCAUCUAUCUUUGUGAAACCUACUUGGUGUGAAUGCUGCGCUCUAAACAAGUGGAUGGAAUCUCCUGGAAUGAAGAAGAUGGAGGUGCCGGCAGUCUGCAGUCAAGAUAAUGGUUUGUCUCAUGUUCUGACCCUAGUGCUACAAGAACUGAGUUUGCUCUGUAAAAGAGAUGUCAAUGGUGUUGGCAUGUUAUAUGACCUGCUCAGAUCUCACUGGCUGCAAGCACUUUUAAAGAUUUACGAAUGCCUCCAAAACUACCUUGGAAAAAGGCCCAUGCCUGUCACGCUGCAGGCGCGUGCAUUGAAUCGUGAGGUGGUGGAGUUGCUACGUGAAGCCCCUCAGUCUGGAGAGAUCAAAGAGCUAAGACGACUACUGCAAACCCCACACUUAAGGGCCAUGCUAUCUGCUCAUGAUACUGUGGCCCAGAAAGAUUUUGAACCAACACUUCCACCACUGCCAGACAACGUACCUGAAAAUGAGGAAGCCAUGAGGAUUGUCUGCUUAGUGAAAAAUAACCAGCCUCUGGGUGCCACCAUUAAGCGCCAUGAGAUAACGGGUGACAUAACAGUUGCCCGUGUGAUCCAUGGUGGGCUAGCAGACAGAAGUGGGUUGUUGUAUGCUGGAGACAAACUCGUGGAAGUAAAUGGAGUUCCUGUUGAAGGACUUGAGCCUGAGCAAGUUAUUAAUAUUCUGGCCUUGUCUCAGGGGACAAUUAUGUUCAAGUUGAUUCCAGUUUCUGAUCGUCCUGUCAGCAACCAAACAACACUAUAUGUGCGAGCAAUGGCAGAUUACUGUCCAGUGCAAGAUCCUGCCAUACCGUGUGCUGAUGCAGGUUUGCCUUUUAAGAAGGGUGAAAUACUUCAGAUUGUGGACCAGAAUGAUGCUCUCUGGUGGCAGGCCAGGAAAGUUUCAGAUCUCAGUGCCUGUGCUGGACUUAUACCCUCAAAUCAUCUUCUUAAAAGGAAGCAGCGAGAAUUCUGGUGGUCUCAACCUUUCCAGCCCCACCUCUGUCUCAAAUCAUCAAUGUUAAGCACUGUGGAAGAAGAGGAUGACAUGCAGAUUGAUGAGAAGUGUGUGGAAACAGAUGAAGAAACUUUUGAGUCUGAGGAGCUUAAAGAAGAAGAGGAAGAAUUUGGUGAAUUUGGUCAACGCGUCUUUAUUGCUGGAUUCCGCAGAAGUAUGCGCCUGUGUCGAAGGAAAUCCCGGAACAACCAGCAGUCAUGCUAUGCUCGGUGCCCCCGCAGCUGUUACAGCACUCUUGCAGCUCCAUAUGAGGAGGUGGUUAGGUACCAGCGGCAUCUAGCAGACCGGAACAGACUAAUUGUACUAGUGGGUCCUGCAGGAGUGGGUGUGAAUGAGCUACGGCGAAGGCUUAUCUCAAGUAACCCACGAGAGUUUCAAAGUGCUGUACCUCACACCACUCGUGUUCAGAAGAGUUAUGAAAUGAAUGGUCGUGAAUAUCACUAUGUAUCAAAAGAAACUUUUGAAAACAUGGUGUACAGCCACAGGAUGCUGGAAUAUGGGGAAUACAAAGGGUACCUGUAUGGUACCAGUGUUGAUGCAGUGCGAACAGUCCUUGAUGAAGGGAAGAUCUGUGUAAUAGAUUUAGAACCACAGGGCAUCCAAAUAGCCCGGACUCAUGAAUUGAAGCCAUAUAUUAUAUUCAUCAAGCCAUCCAGCAUAAGCUGCAUGAGGCAAACUCGUAAAAAUGCCAGGAUCAUUACAGAUUAUUAUGUGAACAUGAAAUUCAAGGAAGAAGAUUUACAGGAGAUGGAGGAUUCUGCUAAGAAAAUGGAAGAUCAGUUUGGUCAGUUUUUUGAUCAAGUGAUUGUGAAUGACAAUUUACAAGAAGCAUCUGCGCAGCUGCUAUCUGCAGUCCAUCGUGCACAGGAUGAGCCCCAGUGGGUCCCUGCAAUGUGGAUAUGCUCAGAUACUCAGCCAUAAUUCUGAGUGGCAGGCAGCUUCAAAAAGAUUAUAGCUUAUGUUUUACUUCACGAAUAAUCCUAAUGUCAGGAUUGUCAGAAUUUGUAUGCAAGGGAUUUGGAAGAGGAUUAGGAAAGAAGCUGCUACAGGAGAUAUAAUCAUACUGUGUUAUAGUUGCAUCCAUUUUUGUACAAAAAAGGAAAUGUUGCAAGCUCUCAAUUACAAGAAUAAAGGAAAAUAUAUUUUGGUGCA